CUUUGGUCCUCAGAACUUUAAUUUAGUCAUCAUCAAUUGGGAACCUUCCACGCCUUGGGCUGGCCUGAAUGUUCAGAGGUCACUCUCUCACUCACUCAUGUGCCUUCCUCUCCGCUCAUCUUACUGGGUUUUAGUGCCCCAAGGAACCUGGACUGCUGGGCCCUGUGCUCCGCUGGCACAGAACAUGGGCGUCAUGGCCCAUGGCCCGAUGUGUCCACUCUCAGGAAGGCUUACUGGGGCCCCUUGGAGCCUCCCCUUCCCUUUGGCCUGGGGGAGCUGAGGCUCAGCUCCUCGAGGUCUCUCUCUUUUCAGAGGCCCUGGAGUCUUGUGCUGGGCACUGCAGGGAUUUCAGAGGAAACUGCUCCUGCCAUGUGACCUGUCCAUCCCUGAACACCUGCUGUCCUGAUUAUCUGCAGUUCUGUCUGGAGAUCUCGCCCUAUUCAGGCUCAAUAAUGGGUGGCAAAGACUUUGUGGUGCUGAGUGAGCCAUGGGUCUCCUCAGCCUCAGUGACCUCCGUGGUCUGCAGGUUUCGAGAGGCCAUCCACACUCAAGGCUAUGUGGAUGAUGAGGGCAGGAUCCAUUGUGUAUCACCCCUCCUGUACGAAAGUGGGCGGAUUCCAUUCAGCGUGUCCCUGGACGGAGGCGAGACGUUCCCUAGCUCUGGGACCUGGCUGGCAGUCCAUCCCAACAAAGUGUCAGGAUUGGACAAGAGUGAGCUGAUCAAUGAAACCAUGUGGCAGUAUUAUGGGACUCCAGGGGUCACUGGCAACCUCACCCUCUCCUGGAACAGCUCCCUGCUGCCUGAGCCCAGAGUCAACAUCGAGCUGUGGGGCUAUCAAGAAACAGGCAAGCCCUACUCUGAUGAAUGGGAGGCUGAGUGGUCGUACCUCUACACCCUCGCCAGGAACUUCCCUAACGGGAACAACUUCACCUUCACACCAAUGCCAGCCACACCCCAGUACCAGGCGUGGGAGGUGGGUGCCCUGCGCAUCUCUGGGAGCAGCCACACUGAUGGCAAGAGGGACGUGCCUGCAAUCUGGAGCAAUGAGCACGCCUUAGCCUGGCACCUUGGGGAGGAUUUCCGUCGGGAUUCUGCUGCCUGGGCCACCGCCAAGUGCAUGAACUGGGUGGCGCUGGACAAAAAGCUGCCCAACUUCCUGACAGAGUUGAUGGAUUGCCCCUGCACCCUGGCCCAGGCUCGGGCUGACACCGGGCGGUUCUUUACCGAUUAUGGCUGUGAUAUCGAGCAGAAAAGUGUGUGCACGUAUCACCCAGGGGCCGUGCACUGCGUGCGGAGCGUACAGGGGAGUCCCCGCUACGCCUCGGGUCAGCAAUGCUGCUACUCGGCGUCGGGGACACAGGUGCUGACGUGGGACACGUCGAGCGGAAGCACGCCAGACCGUGGCCAUGACUGGGGCACAUACCCCUACAGGCGCCCUCCUCGGGUGCCUGGCCUCUCCCACUGGAUGUAUGACGUCAUCACCUUCUACUACUGCUGCUUGUGGUCCCAGAACUGCAAGCUCUACUUAGAUAUGCGGCCCUCAAGUGACUGCCACACAUACAGUCCUCCUCACCUGGCCUCGGCCUUUGGAGACCCUCACUUCCUUACGUUUGACGGCGUUCACUUCACAUUCAAUGGCCUUGGAGAGUACGUUCUGGUGCAGUCUGACCUCACCAAGCUGAUGGUGCAGGGCAGGACCCAGCCACCCUUGACAUCCAGUGGUGCCCAGGCCAAUGCUACAGGCCUCUCAGCAGUGGUGGUGAAGGAGAAUGCCUCGGAUGUAGUGGAGGCCCGGCUCGGGGGUCCAACUGGGAGGACUCUGCAGGUGUUGCUGAAUCAGGAGAUCCUGAACUUCAGUGAGCAGAGAUGGGUAGACCUGAAAGGCAUGUUCCUGGCGGUGUCUGGGGACCGGAACGUGUCGGUGAUGCUGAGCUCAGGGGCUGGUGUGGAAGUCCAGGCCCACGAACACUUCUUGAGUGUGAACAUCCUUCUUCCUGAGGAAUUCCUCAAUCACACUCAGGGCCUCCUGGGCACCCUGAACAACAUCCCGUCUGAUGACUUCACCCUGAGGAAUGAGACGGUCCUGCCCCCUGAAAUCACUUCUGAGCCCCACAAGCUGUUUGAAUUUGGAGCUGACUGGGCCAUUCGGAAUGACUCUUCCCUGUUUACCUACGAUUCUCCCACUCUGGUGGACAACUACUUACGCCCGCCCAAACACGACUCCGCCUUCCUGCCUGUGUUCACACAGGGGCCCCUGACACCCCAAGUAGCCAGCCUCUGUGGGGGCGACCUCUUCUGUCAGUUUGAUGCCCUUGUCACUGGGAGUCUGGACAUUGGCAAUGCCACAAGGGUAGCCCACCUGCAGCACCAGCAUCUGCAACAGAGCCUGCAACCAGUGGUGUCCUGCGGCUGGCUUUCUGCACCAGAGUAUGGGAAGAAAAAUGGAACCAGCUACCUGGAGGGCUCCACUGUCAAGUUCAGCUGUGAACCAGGCUAUAAGCUAAGAGGCUCCCAGGAGCAAACCUGCCAGCCCAAUGGGCAGUGGUCAGGAGUCUGGCCGCAGUGCAAGCCAGAUCAUACCGUGCUACUGGGAGUCAUCUUUGGUGUGCUAUUGGUGGUGGCUCUGGCUGUCCUGGGCUACGUGAUGCUGAAAAAGAGGAGAAGGAGGAUGUAGGGCAUCUUGCAGACAUGGAUUCCAUCCCACACCUGAGUAUUGUGCCCACCUGGGGACUCAUUCCUCACUGGGGUGCUCAUCCCUCACUGGGGGCUCAUCCCCCACCUGAUUACCCCUGUCCACCAGGGUGCUUAUCCCCCACCUAGGGGCCCAGCCCCCACCUCGAUGCCUAUUUCUUACCUGGACGGCCAGCCCUAACAUGACGCAUAUUCCCCACCUGGAUGUCUACCCUUCCCCCGCCCCAGUCCUUCUCUUUAUGGUAUUUAUCUCCAGUAUUGCAACCCCGCUCCUGACACGGACAUCCAUCACCAGCCUUGUAUCUGUUCCUAGCCUGGCAUCCAUCCUUCGCCUGGGCAGCCAUCCUCAGCCUUGCGUGCACCCCUAACAUGGUAGUCAUCCCCAAUUUAGCUGUCUGUCCCUCAUGUGGCAUUCAUCCCCGAUGUGGGGUUCAACUCCAACAUGGUGUCCAUCCAUCCCCCGCCUGGUGCUUGUCCCCAAGAUGAUGCCAUUCACCAAUCCCCAACACUGCCCCGCAGGAAGGAGCUGGACUCUUUCUGAGUCUCCUUCAGGAGUGAGAAGACUUCCCCUUCACCCCAGAGGAGGCAGGGGCCCCUGCACCGAGCAUGCUAGGGCUGUGCCCUCUCUUUCUCCCGAGGAGGAGGGAGUGGGGAGCUGAGACAGUCCCUCAACUUGGGAAGGACCCCUCCCCCCUACCCCUGCCAGGCUCUGCUAUUUUGAGCUGUUCUUCCUGGGAGGGCCUGGAAUGUGUUGGAACUGCACAGUCUCAGUGGAGAGCCAUGAUUCCGUUCAUUGAUUUUUUUAAAAAUAAAGAUAUUCCACAGUCACCA
Messenger RNA from Phascolarctos cinereus (koala), 3523 nucleotides. It is a transcript of the gene SUSD2, whose product is annotated as sushi domain containing 2. NCBI's taxonomy places the organism in Eukaryota, Metazoa, Chordata, Mammalia, Diprotodontia, Phascolarctidae. The record is from RefSeq and is a predicted model, not a curated record.